AUGCAGAGAGUCCUAAUCGUGGGAGGCGUGGCCGGUGGGGCAAGCUGUGCGGCUCGCCUGCGCCGCCUCUCAGAGGCAGCGCAGAUCAUGAUGUUUGAGCGUGGAAAUUACGUGUCUUUCGCCAAUUGCGGCCUGCCGUACCACGUCGGAGGCGUGAUCCCCGAGGAGAGCAGCCUGCUGGUGGCUAAUGUGGCGAAAUUCAACAACUGGUUCAACGUGGACGUGAAGAUCAACACCGAGGUUGUGGCAAUCGACCGUGCGGCGCGCAAGGUGACGGCCCGCGACGGCGGCACGGGCCAGGAGGCACAGUACGAGUACGAUGCGCUGGUGCUGGCACCCGGGGCCGCCGCCAUCCGGCCGACGCUGCCGGGGAUCGACCUGCCCGGCAUCUUUGCCAUGAAGACCAUCCCCGACGUGCGCCAGGUCAAGCAGUGGAUUGCGCAGACGAGCGCCAAGUCGGCGGUGGUGGUGGGCGGCGGCUUCAUCGGCCUUGAGAUGGCCGAGAACCUGAUGCACCUGGGCCUGGACACGAGUGUGGUGGAGAUGCUGCCGCAGGUGAUGCCGCCAUUUGAUGCGGAGAUGGUGGAGCCGCUGCACGCCCACAUGCGCGCCAAGGGCUGCAAGCUGCACCUGGGGGACGGCGUGGCGGGCUUUGAGCAGGGGGCGGGCGGCAAGGGGCUGGUGGUGAAGACACAGAGCGGCGCCGCACACCCCGCAGACCUGGUCAUGCUGGUGAUUGGCGUGCGGCCCGAGGUGGGGCUGGCCAAGAGCGCGGGGCUGGAGCUGGGGCCGCGCGGCGGCAUCAAGGUGGACGACCACAUGCGCACCUCGGACCCACACAUCUAUGCGGUGGGAGACGCGGUGGAGGUCAAGGACUGGGUGACGGGGCAGCCGGCCCUCAUCCCGCUGGCGGGCCCCGCCAACCGCCAGGGCCGCAUCGCGGCAGACGUGAUCAUGGGCAAGGAGCCCAGCAAGUUCCGCGGCACGCAGGGCACGGCGGUGGUGGGGGUGCUGGGCAUGACGUGCGCCAGCACCGGCGCCUCGGAGCGCACGCUGAAGCGCGCGGGGCUGGCGUACGAGAAGGUUUACGUGCACGACGGCAAGAUCCUGGGGUGCCAGGCCACGGGGGUGGUGGCGGGGGUGGAGAAGCGGGUGGAUGUGGUGGCCAUGUGCAUGCAGAUGGGUGGCACGGUGUUCGACCUGGAGGAGGCGGAGCUGUGCUACGCGCCGCAGUACGGCAGCGCCAAGGACCCCGUCAACAUUGCGGGAAUGGCGGCGGCCAACAUCGUGCGCGGCGAUGCGUUGUACACCAGCUGGAAUGGCUCGGUGCCGGGCGCGCUCAACCUGCCUCUGAGCAGCCUGCGCAAGCGCAUGGGCGAGGUGCCCGCCGGCAGGAAGCUCUACGUCUACUGCCAAGUGGGGCUGCGCGGCUACUACGCCACCCGGCAGCUGCUGCUAGCGGGGCAUGAUGCGGUGAACAUCAGCGGCGGCUACAAGUCCUACAAAGACUUCAAGGCGUCGCACCAGCUGCAGGGAGGGGCCGCCAACGGGGCCGCCAACGGCGCCAAGCUCUGA
Messenger RNA from Chlorella variabilis, 1575 nucleotides. RefSeq lists its product as hypothetical. The transcript is spliced from 13 exons. Bases 1 to 1575 code for a protein of 524 amino acids. The record is from RefSeq and is a predicted model, not a curated record. Lineage: Eukaryota; Viridiplantae; Chlorophyta; Trebouxiophyceae; Chlorellales; Chlorellaceae. Gene Ontology annotation, molecular function: flavin adenine dinucleotide binding; oxidoreductase activity.